AUGCCUCGCCUUCCUCCCUCCGUGGCAAGAGGCAGUGGAGGCUGCAACGCCGUGGUGCAGGCGGAGAAGGAUACCAAGAUGAAGCCGGAAGAGCGGCUUCUGCGCGACCUCUACGAACCUGAGUUGCGUGGAAAUGCCCUCGCUGAGCUCUCCGAGGUCCCUCUUUUUCCUUUCCUCGUCUGCUGGUUAUACAUCCCUGUGUUGGAAGAUCUGGCCUCCUCGAUCUCUAGUGAGAAAAGGGAGAUGCUUAAGAAUUUGGCUCCACUGAUGUGGCACUCUUUUGGAUCAAUUAUUAUCCUGCUCCGGGAAAUUUUGUCAGUCUACCCUGCACUUUCACCCCCAACACUAACGGCAUGUGCAUCGAGCCGAGUAUGCAACGCAAUUGCACUUCUUCAGUCUGUUGCAUCACACCCUGAGACUAGGACCUCCUUUCUAAAAGUAUUAUGGAUUUUUUACUUGUAUAGUACUAAUAAACUUUGUUUCCUGGAUAUGUCACCAUUAUUCUUCACUCUCUCUCAUUCCAUAUACCUAUUCCCACUCUUGAACACUGUCAGCAAUGCUAGAUCUUUCGAGUCCCUGCGACUCACCAGUCUAGGUGUGAUUGGUGCUCUUGUUAAGGCAGAUGAUACUGAAGCCAUCGGUUUCCUGCUGCAAAGUGAAAUCAUUCCUCUGUGCUUGCGAAUCAUGGAAACAGGCGAAGAGCUUUCAAAAACAGUGGCCACUUACAUUGUCGAAAGGAUUGUGCUGGAUGAAGCUGGGUUACAGUACAUCUGUUUCACCGUGGAACGUUUCUUUGCGCUAGCCUCUGUUUUACAAAGCAUGGUGAUUUCACUAGCUGAACAACCCUCCACCAGGUUGCUGAAGCACAUCAUCUGUUGCUACCACAGGCUGACUUAUCAUCCCCGGAUGACCCUGUUGCAAGGAGCUACCUCCGACAACUGCUGGAUACUCUGGCUGCUCCUUGGGACGAAGCACCUGAUUCAGGACCAGGUUCCGCAGCGGGUGGAGCACCUCAUGCUGGCCCAGGCUCCUCUCAGGCCGAACCAAGUCGCGUACGCCGUUGAUGUGAACCAAUCUGGUCGCUGCAAUUCAGGGUUCACUGCAAGGAUGCAAAAACCUUUCCGCGAAUUGCAGCUAGACUAG
This is a messenger RNA of Miscanthus lutarioriparius, 1143 nucleotides long. The record is from the annotation of a GenBank genome assembly. Lineage: Eukaryota; Viridiplantae; Streptophyta; Magnoliopsida; Poales; Poaceae.